UCCACACUGUCUCCAGAGCGAGCAAUAGAAUGCAUGUGAUGAACAGAGUUGAAGUUGGAUAGUGGUGAACUAUAGGAUGAUACAGCCAUGGACGCAACACUUCUACUGAGAUCGAAACAUGAACUGCACACUGAGAAGCUCAUCCAUGUAGCUUGCUGUAUAGCAAAUGCCUAAUAACAAACCUAUAGACAUAACUGACUUUUGUCCCUUAGGUUUUCUCCCUCUAUUCUAAAGGGGAGAGUUAAGGGUAGCAUUUUGAUAGCUAGAGGGCUCGUUAUUAUAACGGACAACAACCACUUCGACUGCAUCUGGACCACAGCUGGUAUUUCACAAACAGUGGGUUUCAAGUUGUAUAUUUUACUCGGGUGUAUAAUGGGGAAAAGUGGACAGUCUGCGAAAACUGGAAUAGGACUCGCGGGGUACACCACACCUGGACUCGUUCUUCUGGUCCUUGUAAACAUUGGAGUCUCACAAGUGAGAGAUGAGGAUGGCUUUCUGGGGUUGAGGGAGCUGCCCGAGACAUUUCCCUCGGACCCCCCGGAGCCACUCCCCCACUUCCUGAUGGAACCUGAGGAGGCAUACAUCAUCAAGAACAAACCUGUCAAUCUCUACUGCAAGGCCACACCCGCUACUCAGAUCUAUUUCAAGUGUAACAGUGAAUGGGUCCACCAGAAGGACCAUACGGUGGAGGAGAGAGUGGAUGAGAACUCAGGACUGGUAGUGCGUGAGGCCAGCAUCGAGAUCUCUCGGCAGCAGGUAGAGGAGCUGUUUGGACCUGAGGACUUCUGGUGUCAGUGUGUGGCAUGGAGCUCUGCAGGGACCACCAAGAGCCGCAAAGCCCACAUCCGCAUCGCAUAUCUCAAGAAAACAUUUGACCAUGAGCCACUGGGGAAGGAGGUGUCACUAGAACAGGAAGUGCUUCUGCAGUGCCGCCCACCUGAGGGCAUUCCUGCUGCAGAGGUGGAGUGGUUGAAGAACGAGGAGAUCAUUGACCCGGCAGAUGACCGUAACUUCUACAUCACUAUUGACCACAACCUAAUAAUAAAGCAGGCCAGACUGUCGGACACAGCUAACUAUACGUGCGUGGCCAAAAACAUUGUUGCGACGAGGAGAAGCACAACAGCUACUGUUAUCGUCUGUGUGAAUGGCGGCUGGUCGACGUGGACAGAGUGGUCGGUGUGUAACAGUCGCUGUGGCCGUGGUUACCAGAAGCGUACCCGCAGCUGUACCAACCCGGCCCCUCUCAACGGAGGAGCCCCCUGUGACGGACAGGCCAUCCAGAAGCUGGCCUGCACCUCCCUCUGCACUGUGGACGGACUGUGGACUAAGUGGAGUAAGUGGUCUAUUUGUGGUACAGAGUGCACUCACUGGCGCAGGAGAGAAUGCACUGCCCCUGCACCCAAAAAUGGAGGCAAGGACUGUGAGGGUAUGGUCCUACAGUCCCAAAACUGUACUGAUGGACUCUGUAUGCAGACGGCCCCCAGCACAGACCACGUGGCACUCUACGUGGGCAUUGUCAUUGCCGUCAUCAUGUGUCUGGUAAUCUCUGUCAUCGUGGCACUCGUUGUCUACCGGAAAACCCACCGGGACUUUGACUCGGAUAUCAUUGACUCAUCAGCCCUCAACGGAGGCUUCCAGUCGGUCAAUAUAAAAACAGCCCGCUCAGCUGGCCUGCUGACUGCUCCCCCGGACAUGACCAAUGCUGCGGCCAUGUACCGAGGCCCCGUCUACGCUCUCCAUGAUGUGUCCGACAAGAUCCCCAUGACCAACUCGCCCCUCCUGGACCCCCUGCCUAACCUGAAGAUCAAGGUGUACAACUCCUCCGGCCUGGUCACUCCCUCGGAGGACCUGUCCGACUUCUCCUCCAAGCUGUCCCCUAAGGUCACCCAGUCCCUGCUGGACAGCGAGACCACGAACCUGAGGAACCAGAGCCUGGCUCGGACUCGCGACCCCUCCUGCACCGUCGCGGGCUCCUUCAACUCCCUGGGCGGACACCUCAUAGUGCCCAACUCAGGUGUGAGCUUCAUGGUGCCAGCGGGGGCUGUUCCUCAGGGCCGUGUGUAUGAGAUGUACGUGACGGUGCACAGGAAGGACAGCAUGAGGCCCCCGGUAGAGGAUGUUCAGACAGUGCUGAGUCCAGUGGUGAGCUGUGGCCCCCCAGGGGUCCUCCUGACCCGCCCAGUCAUCCUCACCAUCCACCACUGUGCCAAGGCUGAUGGAGACGACUGGCAGAUCGAGCUGAAGAACCAGCUGACACAGGGCCAAUGGGAGGACGUGGUGGUGGUCGGGCAGGAGAACUUCACCACGCCUUGCUACAUCCAGUUGGAUGAGGAGGCGUGUCACCUGCUAACAGAGACCCUAGGCACCUACUGCCUGGUGGGCCAGUCUGUCAGCAAGUCUGCUGCCAAGCGCCUCAAACUGGCCAUCUUCGGCCCCGUGUCCAGCACCACACUGGAGUACCACAUCCGAGUCUACUGCCUGGACGACACCCAAGAUGCACUCAAGGAGGUCCUUCAGAUGGAGACUCAGAUGGGAGGAAAGCUGUUGGAUGAACCAACAAUCCUGAACUUCAAGGACGGCACCCACAACCUGCGCCUCUCCAUCCACGACAUCCCCCACGCACAGUGGAAGAGCAAGCUGCUCGCCAAGUACCAGGAGAUCCCUUUCUACCAGGUGUGGAGUGGCUGCCAGCGGACCCUGCACUGCACCUUCACCCUGGAGCGGUUCAGUGCCAGCACCACAGAGCUCAGCUGUAAGCUGUGUGUACGCCAGGUAGAGGGAGAGGGACAGAUCUUUCAACUCAGCAGCACUUUGUCUGAGGACACCCAGAACAUCGAGACGUCUCUCAUGGACCCGGCCAGCAAUAUCACCACUCUGGUGGGGCCCAAUGCCUUCCACAUCCCCCUCUCCAUCAGACAGAAGCUCUGUGGCAGCCUGGACGCACCCCAGACCAGAGGCUCCAACGACUGGAGGAUGCUGGCCCACAAACUCAACCUGGACAGGUAUCUCAACUACUUUGCCACCAAGUCUAGUCCAACAGGGGUGAUCUUGGACCUGUGGGAGGCCCAACACUUCCCAGACGGGAACCUUAACAGACUGGCCGCCGUGCUGGAGGAGAUGGGUCGAUAUGACAGCCUGAUCCCCAUGACGAUGGAGUACUGACACAGACCACCCAGUGCGUCUGAGUCACAGACACCGACAGUCAUACGGCCAGACAUACCUGUCACCCCACGGUGAUGUUCGGGACAUAAAACACACGUGUCGGAGAAAUGAGGGGGAAAAAGGACCUUGUUGUUGAUGUGUGAUCCGAGUCUUUGCUGCGAUUAUUCUGUAUUGAGGGACAACAGAAAGAAAAAGACCAAAUAUCCUGGAGAUCCUAUUGUUAGCCUUAGCUGUACAUUCCUUGGUACAGUUUGCUUUUCUUUAUACAGUUUCCUAGGAAACGAUCUAUUCUGCUGUCCAUAUACUGUAUGUGGAUGAUUUCCUUCUUCAGACUUUACUAACGUGUGUAGGCUACUCAGUGACUGUCGCUCGGUCAGAAAAGGGAGACAGAGAGGGAGCAAAAAAGGACACACAAGCAGGAAAGUGGAGUCCUUGGAAUAAUGUAGUUAUGCGAUAUAUGGAGAACCAAAUAGUCUAUUCUGUCCUCCCGACCAAUACUACCCAUGCAUUGGUUCUGUUGAUUUCCAAAAAUAUAUGUUUUCAUGAAUUUUAACUCUGCAUUCAAGGUGUCAAAACAUAUAUUAUGCUUUUAUACCCUUUUUUUUCAAUUUGUCAUUGUGAUUUUGUUGAUCUCUAGCGUCAUCCUGUGGCCUUUGGAAAAAUAACAGCAUCUAUAUUAUGAUCAUCUGAACGUUCUAAUUGUGUUAUACUAUUGCUUUAUUGUUGAUCACUAUUAUGUUGGAUUGUGCGGUUUCUUUUCAGUUAGAGAUGUGAACUGUGGGGAGGGGGCUAGCUAACUCAAGCAUUUAUGUUUGGAAUUGCCUUUUUUCCAGAACAUUGCAUUUGAGCACUGGCCACUUGUUGGGGACAAAUUAGUAUUAUUGAGGUCAAGCAUGCCUGGGUCUUGCUGAGAGAGCAGAAUAGAGUACCACAGUACAAGUCAUACUACCCAUAAAACCUAGCGGUCAGACAGGGCAAUGGUUCCAAUCGGUUUUCCACCAUUCAUUUUUCCUAUAGGGUUUUCUAGAAACACUUAAAAUAAGGUCUGUGUUCCAUGUAGGUUUACCCUGGUGUGAUGUUUUGAUAACCAUGUAAAUCUCUAUAGGACAAGGUAACUUGUAUCAAUAUAUUUGCCUGUAUUCACCACCCAAAAAUGAAAUGCCAAUAUACAGUGGCUUAAGAAAGUCUUCACCCCCCUUGGCAUUUUUCCUAUUUUGUUGCCUUACAACCUGGAAUUAAAAUUGA
Molecule: messenger RNA, 4407 nt
Organism: Coregonus clupeaformis (lake whitefish)
Lineage: Eukaryota; Metazoa; Chordata; Actinopteri; Salmoniformes; Salmonidae
Product: netrin receptor UNC5C-like
Exons: 16
Coding region: 373-3162 (929 amino acids)
Biological process (GO): netrin-activated signaling pathway
Cellular component (GO): membrane
Molecular function (GO): protein binding; netrin receptor activity
Source: RefSeq, a predicted model, not a curated record